Balaenoptera ricei (Rice's whale) is the source of this 5495-nucleotide messenger RNA. RefSeq names its product fibrillarin like 1 (gene FBLL1). Gene Ontology annotation, cellular component: Cajal body; nucleolus; small-subunit processome. The transcript is spliced from 4 exons. Lineage: Eukaryota; Metazoa; Chordata; Mammalia; Artiodactyla; Balaenopteridae. The record is from RefSeq and is a predicted model, not a curated record. Gene Ontology annotation, biological process: rRNA methylation; box C/D sno(s)RNA 3'-end processing. Gene Ontology annotation, molecular function: rRNA methyltransferase activity; RNA binding; histone H2AQ104 methyltransferase activity. The coding region runs from base 4398 to 5402 and encodes 334 amino acids.
CUGCUAAGGAAUGAAAGAGUUUAAACCCUUUACUUCGGACCACACUCAGCCUGUCUGCAUCCCUCUGAUUGAACCACGAAGGGAGGAGGGAGGCGUCCCGGGGCUGCUGCUCACCACCGACACCCACCCUGUCUAGCACACUUUUGGUCACCAGGAUUUUACCAGGUGAUACUGCAGUGAAGACUCUUGGGUAUAAAUCUUGGCACAGAUCCAUGAUCAUUCUCCUUCUAGUAAACACCAAGAGGUGGAAUUGUGGAGUCAGAAGGUACACGCCUGGUAAAGGCUUCAGCACAAUUAACAAAUGGCUUGAGAGGGAGGGAAGCACAUCACAAUCCCAGCAGCAAUGCAUGAAAACUCCAUGUCCUAAAUCCUCGUCAGCACUGGAUAUUGAGUUUGACAGGUUUGGCAACACUAGCUUAGUACUGAGAAAAUUAAUCAGCCUGAGAUCACUGCACCCUAACUCUGUGUUAAAACACAAGAGAAGUAUAUGUCCUGGUUAUGAAGGAAUUCAUAGAAUAUGGGCCGGGUUUUUCCUGGCUCAACCACUUACUUACUUCCCUGCUGUUUGGCUCUGGAAGAGUUACGUACCCUCUUCGCCUUAACCUUGCCUGCCAGCUGUGAGCAUGAGUAUUUGGACUGAAUUUAUCAUAUUCUCAUUUAUAUUUGUAUUAUAUAUAAUAUAUAAAUGAGAAUAUAUAUAUAUGUUCUUAUUUAUCCUCCCCAACUAGACACAAAUAUAUAUAUAUAUAUAUAUAAUAAACUAAUAACUAUAAUAUAUAUAUGGUUAAUAUAUACAGGGUUCAAAAGCAGUCGUCACUGCCAUUGCUAUUACUACUACUACUACUGAUUAUAAUAAUCAUUGAGAUGGCUCUGGGUAGACACUUAACAAAUGUUAAUUACCACUUACAAGCUGUUUAACUUGGCUUAGAAAAGUUACGCCCUCUCUCCAAUCAUUAGCUUCCCCAUCUGUUCAACGGAACUAAAAAUACCCAUUUCCUAGGAUUACUGUGAGGAUUAUAGGAAAUGAAACAAUCAGCUCAGUACCAGGAAUAUAGAAGGAAGUUUUCUUCCUUUAGGAAUAUUUUAGAAACCGACUUCAGAAAAAUAAUGCAUAAUGCCUGAUAAUAAACAACUCAGUUUCUUUUGUGAAGAACUCUAAGAUCAGGGGCUGAAUCAGCAAGAGCUGGUGAAACUACAUCUUUACCCUUUAUCCUCCUUUUUGGAAAAAUUAUUCUUUCGAAACAUCAACUCUUUUGGCCUGAUGGUCUGGUCCCUGUCACUGGGUUUGCCUGGCCGAUGGCAAAAAAUCAUAGGCUGAGGUGCCAAUGUAGGAGACUGAAAUAAGAGUAGGGAUUAGGUGGAGAAGAAGGAAACUCUUUCUCCCUAUGUUCUUGCUUAGUUAAUACCUAAUGGCUUUUUAAGGGGUUGCAAGUAUAGUUUAAUAAAAAUGUGCCAAUAUCUAGCAGCAAAGGCACUCUGCCAACAUCAUAAGCCCCUCUGUACCUGCUCUGGCGUAAUAACUUUGAUAAGAACUACUCAUUACUGAGCACCUAUUGUAAGACUCUAUAAUCCUUCCAACAACCUGAUUAUUCCAAUGAAGACGUAGCUAUUCAGAAGACAUAACAAUUCAGAGCCAGGACUGGGACUCAUGUCUGUUUGCCUUGAAGUACAUGUUUUUCCUUGUCUACUUUCUCUCUCUUCCUCUCCUCUUUCUCCUCUAGUACUUUUCAGAUUCCUGCCUUUUCCUUCUAGCCCACCUGGAUUUCAGGCCAGCCUUUGUACCCAUCCCAGGUGCAUCACCGAUCCCCAUGGCUUUAAGAUCUCCUGUUUCCAUGGCCCUGCACCUGGUGGACUGAGAGGGAUGCCAGCUGCUCUUUCUUUGCAGGGCACAGAGCUCUGAGUAGCACACCAAGAUGUGCAGGAACCUGGAAGCUGAGAACCCUUACAUAUUCUGAGUCUCUGAGUCAUUGAAGAAAAAGAAGGUACUUCAGUGAAAAGGGCUCAGCCUUACUAGGAAGUAUAAAGGAAAUAUUAAAGGCACUGUGUUUUUAAAUAGUAUACUCAGCAAACUUGAAUAUUUUUGGCUAAAGUAAUUUCAUAUUGUGACCAAGGGAACUGAGUAAGAGUUCAAUUAAGGUACUAUGAGGAGACAGGAGCAUUGCAUUUAAACAGACCAAUGUUUUAACAGUUAAGAUUAUUUUUUAUCUUUGACCUAAAGGAGACAAGUAUACUCAACAGGGAAAAGAUAGUCUCUAAAUAAACAGUGCUGGGAAAGCUGGAUAGUCACAUGCAAAAGAAUGAAAUUGGACCCCUAUCUUACAUGACUUACAAAAAUUAACUCAAAGUGGAUUAAAGACUUAAAUGUAAGAUCAGAAACCAUAAAACUCCUAGAAGAAAACAUAGGGGAAAAGCUCCUUGACAUUGGGCUUGGCAAUGAUUUUUUUUUUAGAUAUGACUCCAAAAGCACAAGCAACAAAAGUGAAAAUAAACAAGUGAGACUACAUCAAACUGAAAAAUUUGUGUAUAGUCAAGAAGCAAUCAACAAUAUGAAAAGGUAGCUUAUGUAAUGGCAGAAAAUAUUUGUAAACUACAUAUCUGAUUGGGGGUUGAUAUCCAAAAUACAUAGGGAACUCAUACAACUCAACAGCCAAAAAAAAAAAAAAAAAAUUCCCACACAAAUAAUCCAAUUAAAAAAUGGGCAGGGACUUCCCUGGUGGCACAGUGGUUAAGACUCCGCACUCCCAAUGCAGGGGGCCUGGGUUCAAUCCCUGGUCACUGAACUAGAUCCCACAUGCAUGCUGCAACUAAGAGUUCACAUGCCACAACUAAGGAGCUCAUGUGCCACAACCAAGGAGCCGGAGAGCCACAACUAAGGAGCCUGGGAGCUGCAACUAAGGAGCAUGCCUGCUGCAACUAAGACCCAGUGCAAUCAAAUAAAUAAAUAUAUAUAUAUAUUUUUUAAAUGGGCAAAGGAUCAGAAUAGAUGAAUAGACAUUUUUCCAAAAGAUAUUCACAUGGCCAACAGGUACAUGAAAAGGUGCACAGCAUGACUAAUCAUCAGGAAAAUGCAUUUCAAAACUAAAAUGAGAUAUCACCUCACACCUGUUAGAAUAGCUAUUACCAAAAAGACAAGAGCUAAGUGCUGGUGAAUAUGUGGAAAAGAGGGAACUCUUGCUCACUUUUGAUGGGAAUGUAAAUUGGUGAAGGCACAAUGGAAAACAGUAUGGCAAUUCCUCAAAAAAUUAAAAACAGAACAACUAUAUGAUCCAACAAUUCUACUUUUGGAUAUAUACCUGAAGAAAAUGAAAUCACUAUCUUUGAAACUGAGCAGGACCCUACAGGGUCUUUCUGGGGAAAGACACCCAACCCGUGUCCUCCAUCUCUUAUUUUAAAAAAAACUUAAGCCUCCUAGGCCUUCCAAAGAGCAAAUAUAAUCAGAAAUACAGAAACAAAGGAAAACAAUCAAGCAAGACAAAAUAAUAAUAGUUUAACCAUAAAACAAAAGUCAAUGACCUUUAAUUCCUCCUCAGAGGCUGUAGAUAAUAUCCUGAUCCAGAUCUUUGAGUUGUUUUUCAGAUAUUAAAACCCCCACAAGAUGGAAGAAGUUGACUGCAUGCUGACCACUAACAUGUAGCCCCCAGACGAGCUGGAGCGUGAAGAUUGAUAAUGCUGACCUCUGUGACCUCAUCUGGUUGCCUCACCACCCACCAAUAAGAAAAUUCCACAGGAUGUUGGUGUGUGAGCCGUGCAGUGACCAUGUGGAGCGAACCUGCCACAGAUCUUCAAUGGACAUGAAAUAUGGAAUAAUGAGACACAGGUCAAGAAACUUGCCCAAGUUCAGACAAGACCCUCGGAGAAGGUCAGGUAAGCUUUCUGAGACCACACAGCAAGCGAGUGGCGCAGCAAGUACUGAAGCCGAUGUUUGUCUCCCCCUCUCCCGCCAAGGAGAACUGCCAGGGGUCCCCGCGAAAGCAGAAGCUGGGGAAGAGGGAAGGGAGCAGGCUGCGUCUGCGCGCGCGCUGGGAAGCGGGGGCUUCCGGGGCUGCAGGGUCGCCAUAGCGGGUGUGAUGCAAUCACGCCCGUCGCUGCGUCAACGGGCGGCUCCAGGGAUGCGGGGACUGCAGUAGAGCUGGUCCCCACCGCCGCCCGCCUCGUCCCUGCCGCCCACCGCGGCUAACCCGGCAGGCAACCGCUGUCGCUAACCUUCGUCCAGCGUCAGGACCACCGCCCCGGAGCCACCAGCGACCCCGACAACAUCUCUCAGACACCGGCAACCCUGACAACCGCCCCCAGGUACCGGCGGUCCCUGACAACCACUCCGAGCCACCGGUAACCCUUGACAACCGCCGCCAGCACCCCCCAACCCCCCCCCCGCCACCCGGCGCCUGGGGCGCGCCAUGAAGUCGGCGGUGAGCGCGCGCGGUGGGGUGUCUGGCGGCCGCGGGGGUGGCUGCUGGGGCGGAGGGCGAGGAGGCGGAGGAGGGGGCAGAGGAGGAGGCGGGGGCAAAGGAGCAGGAGGUGAUGGCGGCGGCCCGGGGGGCAAGGGCGGCUUCGGAGCGCGAACGCGCGGCUUCGGAAGCGGCAGGGGCCGGGGGCGUGGUGGCGGAGACGGCAGGGACCGCGGAGGCGGCGGGCAGCGGCGUGGCGUGGCCAAGAGCAAGAACCGCCGCAGGAAGGGCGUCACCACGGUAUCCGUGGAACCGCACCGGCACGAGGGGGUCUUCAUCUAUCGCGGGGCGGAGGACGCUCUGGUCACACUGAACAUGGUGCCCGGCCAGUCGGUGUACGGCGAGCGGCGGGUCACGGUGACCGAGGGCGGCGUGAAACAGGAGUACCGCACGUGGAACCCCUUCCGCUCCAAGCUGGCCGCGGCCAUACUGGGCGGGGUCGACCAGAUUCACAUCAAGCCCAAGUCCAAAGUGCUGUACCUGGGUGCCGCCUCGGGGACCACCGUCUCCCACGUCUCCGACAUCAUCGGCCCUGACGGCCUAGUCUACGCGGUCGAGUUCUCCCACCGCGCCGGCCGCGAUCUGGUCAACGUGGCCAAGAAGAGAACCAACAUCAUCCCAGUCCUCGAAGACGCCCGGCACCCCCUCAAGUACCGCAUGCUCAUUGGGAUGGUGGACGUGAUCUUUGCCGAUGUGGCCCAGCCAGACCAGUCCCGCAUCGUGGCUCUGAAUGCCCACACCUUCCUGCGCAACGGGGGCCACUUCCUCAUCUCCAUCAAGGCCAAUUGCAUCGACUCCACCGCAUCUGCCGAGGCAGUGUUUGCUUCUGAGGUGAGGAAGUUGCAGCAGGAGAAUUUGAAGCCUCAAGAGCAGCUGACCCUGGAGCCCUAUGAGAGGGACCACGCUGUGGUCGUCGGGGUCUAUCGGCCCCUUCCCAAGAGCGCCAACAAGUAGCAACCCAGCUCGGGCUGUCCCUGAGAUAAUGCCUAAGGCUGUGCUGUGUUCAGUGUUACUAUAUGUGUGUUUUCUUUGUGCACCGCUUUUCUA